CUAUGGAGCGAUUAGUCUCACCCUGCAUUAUUUAUUUUGGAGAAAAUUAUGUACAACAAGAUCACAACAAGGAAUUAAGCUGCAUCCUGAGGUGAAGGUCUCCUCAAAAUGUUUCGCCAGAAGAUGCAAACACUUUUAAAGAAUAUUUAGGACUGCAUACACCUUGGUAGAAUUAUGACCAGUAGUGUGAAGACGACUAAAAAUGGAGGGAGAAUCUGUCUGUCAAAACUACAAAGGAACAAACUUGGAUGGAAUCCAGGAAAGACAAAUAGACACCGACACAGGGGAUACCAAAGAAGACUUACUUAUAGAUGCCCAAAGUCCAAUGGAAAUAUGUAAUUCCAAGAAUAAUGUAGAAGUCAAGAGUUAUUUAAAACACACAGAACAAGAAAACACUGGAAAGGGGGUAGAAAAAUGUGUAACAGCCAAGGAAAUAACAAACAUACAUCUAGAAAUCCAUGAAGUAAUAACCAAUAGUACUGAAAACCAAAUAAUCAGCCAUGGUCUAAAUAGUUUAGAGAGUAGAGUAGAAAAUGUAAUGUCAAAUCAUGAUGUAGUAGAUGCAUUCAAUCUUACAAGCAAAGAUGUAAACCAGGAGCAGGUGUUGGAAUCAGGUCAAGAGCCAGAUAGGAGGCUCAUCAAUGAUAAUUCUGAAAAGCAUAAUAUUUCACCAAAUUCCUGCUGCAAUAACCUUCAAAUACUCAAAGCAGAUGAUAUAGAAUGUAUGCAAAACCAAACAGGAGAAGAAAGUUUAGCAGACUCAAAUGUUAAUUUCUACAAAGAUGAUAGUUUAGCACAAUCAAAUGUUAAUUUCUACAAAGAUGGUUUCAAGAUACAAGUUAAGGAAGAAUGCACCGAAAACAUAGAUGGUCUGUGCAGGCGCGAUACAGAUUUUCUUUCAACGACUGGAAAUAUAGAUGAGCAACAAAGAAAUAUAGCAGUUAAUGAGGCAAUGAAUCUCAAUGAACUUGUUACAGAAUCUGAAAAUGUACCAAAACAUUUAAAUUCAGCACCAAAGAAAAGGGGAAGACCCAAAGGAAAAAGUUCCAGUAAAAAUAACCCCAAGAAAUCUAAGAAAACUGUUCCAAAUAAAGAGAAACAAGUUUGUGGCAAAAAGAGCAAAUCAAAGGGGAAAAAAGCAUUGAAUACAGAACCAAGCAAAAUAAAUAGCAAAACCAAUAAAUUCAAAGGUGCCAAAGAAAUGAGGGUUGAGAUCUCAAGACUGAAGGACAGUAUUGGGGGUAAAAACCAAUAUGGUGGUCUCCAAAAAUCUUCAAAGACUGUUGCAAAGAACAAAAGCACUUCUAAGAGAAAGAAAAACAGCCAGAUUUGCAAAGAAUCCAAUUCACCAAAGAAAAAGAAGGCAAGAGCUGAAUUAUCUUUUGAACCUGAUAUUUACAUAAAGCAGGAAUGUGAGUCAUCAGAGGAGGACAAUUUUGACAAUGACCCAGAUUAUUUUCCAGUCAAAGAGGAAGCAGAAUCUCCAGUCCUUGGAAGAAGAAAGAAGCAACGAAUAGGGCGUCCACCAAAAAUUGGAGACAAUCCUUGCAAAAAAUGUGAGGCUACAUUUCCAACAAAAAGACAGUUACAAGCACACCAGAAAGUCCAUUCCAUCCCUAAACAGUACUGUCGCUUCUGUGAUUUUGAAGCCAAGUCAGUUGUGGUUAUGAUGGAACAUGAAGCCAAGCAUACCCAUGAGAAACCAUUCAAGUGUGACCAUCCAGAUUGUGAGUAUGCUUCCAGAUCACAUGUAGAUUUGCAAAGACACAAGUCUAAACACUCCACUGAAAAGAAAUACAAAUGCCCCUAUGAAAAUUGUGACUUUACAACCAAAUGGCAGAGAAAUAUCCGCCAUCAUGUCUUGCGUCACUCUGAUGAGCGUCCUUAUCCUUGCCACCUCUGUAUUCAGGCAUUUAAACGUGUUCAAGAUCUCAAGUAUCAUUUAUACCGCCACAAUGACAAUAAACCAAUUGCUUGUGAUGAAUGUGAUUUUAGAUGCAAAACCAAUUUUGAGCUCAAAUGCCAUAAGCUCAAGCACAGUGAUGUUAGAAACUAUGCUUGUACCCACCCUGGGUGUACUCAAAGGACCAAAUCAAAGAGUGACUUAACCAAACACAUGAAAAUCCACACAAACCAAAAAGAUUACAUCUGUGAUGAGUGUGGAAAGGGCUUCAGAACCAGGGCCUGCUUAUCUAAACAUCUCCAGAGACAUUCUGAUAUUAGACCAUUUUCUUGUGAUAUUUGCAACAGAGCCUUCAAAGUCAAAGUGGCCCUGAGGAAACAUGUUGCUCUUCAUUCAGAAUAUCGACCAUACUCCUGUGAAAUGUGUGGACAGAAGUUCUCCAGCAAGUCCAAUAAAAAUGUUCACAUGAAGACCCAUGAUUACUCAGACAGGCCAUAUCCUUGUCCCAUAUGUCCAUAUGCAGCUAGGAUCCAGGGUCAUCUUUUAUCUCAUAUAGGAUCCAUGCAUGGCAAUUCUUAUGCUUAUUUUUGUGAAGCUUGCAAGAAACCAUUCAAAAGAUAUGGACAACUAAAAGUGCACCAUGUAAGAAUGCACCCUGAGGUUGAUUUUGGAAAGUUGAAAACUGAAAAUCAUAUAAUUCAGAAAAAAAGAAAAGAUACUGCACUUUUGAAAUGCUCUUGUGAUGAAGACACAUUUGCUGGGGUUGAUGACUGCAUAAAUUCUGUUUUAACAAAAACAAGAGAGGCUAUAAAAGUCAAAGAAGAAGACGAGUUACCUUCAGAGUCAGAAGAAAGAGAAAGAAAUGAAGAUUCUGAAUAUUUGCCAUCUGCUAUGGAACGUGAAGGACCUGAAAAUGCUCCUGAUGCCCCCAUUAUUAAAGAGAAAAGAAAGAGAGGCAGGCCAAAGAAAAACAAACCUAGUGUGCAAAUCCAACAACUGAAAGUAAAACAGGGAGGAGGAGACAUGAGGGUACAGAGUGAUAUUGAAAAGUUACACGAAAACCUUAUUUUGUCUGAAAAACUCUCAAUGACAACAGGGAAUGACGAUGUUAAGGAUGUCAAAGAUGACAGUAUUCUUGAAAAUUUGAAUACAGAAGUCACCUUGACUCCAUUGAUCAAUGAUGAAAUUACAGAAGACCUUCAAGUUGCAGAGAACUCCAAGAAUGACGAUUCAGCUGAGGCUCCUGCAACUCUAACCAUUUAUGAGGGAGGAUUUAGACUGCCCCUGGCCACAAAGGGCUUUGAAUUUAAUUUUGACAAGACUGGGAAAAAGCCCAAAUCUUGGUUCAUGAAUCCAGACAACAUGCACAAAGGUGCUAGGGAACAUCAGAUGAAAUACUUAGCCAGGAAAGACACUGAGUAUAAAUAUUACUUAAGGGCACAUAGGAAAAAGAUGGUAGGCAGGAAUAAAGUCCUAGAAAGCUUGGAGAGAAGAAGGAAAAGUGCAGCCAAAAGAUUUGCGACAGGUUCAUCGAAUUUAGUCAAAAGACGUCACGGUAAGGCUCCAUUCAGGUUCACCAAAGUUGUGGAGGAAGAUGACAAUAGUGUUGGUACACAACAGCAAUCCAAAACUGCUGCAUUUUCAUUGCUGGAUGACAUUCCUGGACAAACUUUACCAAAACUCAUUUUCAAAAAGAAACCAGACCAGCAAGAAGAGUAUGAGUGUAUCCAAAAGGAGGAAAACAAAGUGGACAUGCAAAGUGAAAGUAAUGAAAACAAAGAGAUAAAGGAUGUUGAGGGUAAUCAAGGCAAUGAGCCUUUGGGGGAUUGUUCGUCUAUGAAAACUGUUGAGGAACCAUUAGGGAGCCAUUCAUCUAGUAUAAAAACUACUGAGGAACCGAAGAAGGGAAAUGUCCAAAGUAAUAUUAGAGUAUGUUUUAAAAAGAGAGGGAGACCAAAAGGAAAGAAACUAGUGAAAGAUCAUCUGAAGAACCCAACAAAAACACCAAAGGGGAAAAAGGGCCAAACAAAGAAAAAUUCUCAGCUUAAGGAUAAGAAAUCAGCAAGCAAUAAAUGUAAAUUACAAACUAAGAGUAAGAAAGUAGUAAGAGAAUCUCAAGAAAAUUCUAAAGUCAAAAAGAAGGGGAGACCAAAGAAGAGUGAACUAGAGAAAUCUGUCCAGAAAAAGUCUAGAACAUCCCGGGAAACCUCUGUGACUCCUUCAAAGAGAGGUGGAAGGAAAAAGACUCAAGAUAUGAACACUCGCAAACAGUCUGCAGUCGGUAAAGGGAAGAGAGGAAAGAGACCAAAGGGUGACUUUGUUAUUGAAUGGGAGACUGGAGAGCAGGAACCAUCUUUGCCCAUAAAAAAUGAGGUGGUGGAUCCAGAACUCUCUAGAACGGAACCAGAGAUUGCUGCAGUGCCUGCAGAUGGUUGUUCAGGUAAUGCUAGUACCGGUACUGAUGUCCUUAUACCAGAGAGAUUAACUGUGGUGGAUAACACUACCAUGGAGGCAGUAACCAGUAUAAAAAUAGAACCUCAGGAACAGGUCGGUCACCAUGGAGAUUCUAAUGAUGGCAGCCGGGCCAGUCACCAUGGAGACUGUAAGGAUGGCAGCCAUGCCAGUCACCAUGGUAACUGUUAUGAUGACAGCCAUGAUGUUAAUGAUGUCCCCCUCAAACUAGAAAGUAGAGUACCUGAUGAUCUGCUGGUUAUGAAGGAUUAUGUUAAUGAUUUAGAGUAAUUGUGGAUAUUUGAAUUAUUAAAGGUUUUGAUUGGUGUUGUGUUAAAAAGAGUCAAUAUUAAUGUUAUGAUUUAUUUAUUAAGGAGUGUAUACAAAGCUUGCAAUGAUGCAGGACUAGAAAUUAUUUCCAUUCCUGGAGUAUGGCAAAUUCUCUAGUUUGAAAAGCAGUAAAUCUGUUGUGUUAUUAUUAGUGCUCAAUGGUUAUUUUAUAUGUUGUCUCUAUUUUUUUAACAGUCACUUUUACAUUAGCUGAUCAUGUUAUGAAGUUUUCGAGUGUUUCAUCAUAGAAUUUCAAAACAUCUAGUAAUUGGUGUCUGAUCAAUUUUGAUCAAUUUCAAAAGUUUAUGAAGUUAUUUCUACUCAUUUUUAAGAAUUUUUCUUGGAGGAACACAUUCUAAAAGCUUAAAUAUAUUAUCCUUUCCCAAUCAUUUCUGAAUGAAGCAGUAAAAAUUGAAGUUGGGAAUCAAAGAUAAAAAUUAUUUGAAUUGCUAUACAAGUGUAGCACAAAUUUCCGAAUUGCUUCUGACAACUGCUAGGUUUUGACCUUAUUAUAAAUUUACACUCGAAAAAUUUCUUAGAAUAUGAAUAUUAUACAGAAUUGUAUCAUGUCAAAUUGGUAUAAUGUAAUUUAGGAGUUGAAAUCUAAUUGUGACUGAAAAUAAUAAUGAAAGAAACUAUAAUUUUGUAAUGACAUCAUUACAUGGUAAAAAUGUU
Messenger RNA from Saccostrea cuccullata (small rock oyster), 5359 nucleotides. RefSeq lists its product as uncharacterized. The record is from RefSeq and is a predicted model, not a curated record. Gene Ontology annotation, biological process: regulation of transcription by RNA polymerase II. The transcript is spliced from 4 exons. NCBI's taxonomy places the organism in Eukaryota, Metazoa, Mollusca, Bivalvia, Ostreida, Ostreidae. Gene Ontology annotation, molecular function: DNA-binding transcription factor activity; RNA polymerase II cis-regulatory region sequence-specific DNA binding. Bases 203 to 4645 code for a protein of 1480 amino acids.